UUUCGAAUAUUACGCUACUGUUUGCAUAAUGGCAGAUGUCUUGUCACUCUUGCGAGAAUAUCAUCUCAGUGGGAAACCUAUUGUUGAAACACAAAGUGAAGUAAUAUUUGGAGACUUCGCUUGGCCUAAGACUACUAAAACGAACUUCCUAGUAUGGGGGUCGGGAAAGGAAGGUACUCCAAAAGACUAUUAUACGUUGGAUUGUGUUGUGCAUCUACUAAAGCACAUUGAUUUGCCCCAUACUCAGUAUGUGAGACAAGCAGCAAGUGCUGGUCUUCCAGUCGUACGACUUCCAGAUCGACGUGAUCUUUUAGCUUACCUGAAGGGUGAAGCGACUACUGCACCAAAUAUUGAUAGAGCUGCACCAGUAGAUAUUUCUUUACGUCGGGCUGUAGCCAAACAUGUUGAUAGUCAUAUGCAUAUCCGAAGAGAUGCAAGUGAUUUACUGGGUCCAGAUGGUUUCAGUAUCGAUGCUGAUUCCAAACGAAUGCGACUCGCAAACAACGUUGAUGGUCUGGACGAAAGUGUAUUAGGUAGAGAGUCACAAGCUCGACUGAAAUCCGCGGUACUUGAUGAUGAGGCGAUAGCGCGUGAUAAACGUGACUUAGCUGCUAAACUGGAGAGCUCUUUCGGCAACCGUUCCUCCAAUUUUAUUCAACCUGACCAAGUUAAAUCAAGCACAUUACCCGAAGCCGUCCCAUUAGACAAAAUUCAGUCUUGGCGGGCUAAAUUUCGUGCAAUUCAACAACAAAGAAUCAAGACAGGUGAUACAGACCAGGCAUUGGAAGUUGCUGUAACGAAUUAUUCUGGUCAGGAAGGGGAUGUCGGUUUAUCAACUCUAUCAUCAUUGGAUGCUCGAGAUUCUCGGGUUGGCCUUCAUAGUAUUGUACCCGGAGGUGAAUCUCAGUCCAUUAUCCGUAUUGACGAUAGUACUCAUGGUCAGUUAUAUUCCGGUAGCACUUUACUCAGAGCUUCACUUAUGGCGGAUGAAGCACCAGUACGCGCAAUUGUAGCUCGUGAGCGUCGUUGGCGGACUCGUGUUUCAGUUUUGCAAAGUCAAGGCAAAACAUUCUACGAAAACAUUGUUUUGGGGAUUUUGCGGAAUGUAAUUUUAAAAGAAGACUCCCAUGCCGCUCCCGAUGCAAAAGCUGUUGGAAAGUUUGGUUUUAUUUCUACUAAUGCUCAGCCACCCCUUUUUCCCCAACCAUUGGCUGUUGGGACUUACUAUUCUAAACCUAAUGGCACCACAAAUUAUACGAACACUGGAUCAGCUAUGGCACUAAGUACUGGGCAACAUAUGUCGGUCUCCAACUCCACUGUUCAACAUCACUCACAGAUGCAUUAUUCAAGAUAUGAUCAAGAGCGUUUCGCUGGUGGUCGUGAGGAGACUGCUGGUUUUCGUAUUGAUACUAUGGGUACAUAUCAUGGAAAGGCUUUGGCAUCAAUGGUUUCUGUUGGUACACCUAGAUCUAAUCAAGACAAUUCUGUUGCUAGUGCAAACGCUGUCUGUACUCCAGGAACUACUAGAUCAAUGGGAAAUGAAACUCCGAGUAUUCCUUAUGAACCGCAACCACUUAGAGACCCUCGCGGUAUCAGUUCUGGCAUCCCAUUGACACCCAGUACGACUCCUGAUCCAUAUCGUGGCUUACGUUCCACUGCUGAUGCACGUCUUUCUGCUAGAACGAAAAUGAGAUCAUCUCGUAUCCCAAUUAUCAUCAUUCCUGCAGCACCAACCAGUUUGAUUACAAUGUAUAAUGCUAGGGAUAUUUUAGAGGAUUUACGGUUCAUUAAAUCCCAAGAGAAACAAGCAUCUGGUAUGCGUCGGGAAAACGAGAUACUUAUUCAGCGUCAUAAAUCUGAUGGUCGAACAGUGCCUUAUCGUGUGGUUGAUCAACCAAACAAAUUACUCUUAGAUGAAUGGAAUCGUGUUGUAGCUGUUUUUGUCCAAGGUCAAGCUUGGCAAUUUAAAGGUUGGCCAAUCAGCUCCGAUCCAGCAGUAAUUUUUUCUCAAAGUAAGAAUUUUAAUGUUGAUCUGUCUAAAUUUACAUUGGUAGUUUCAUUCAUUUUUACAGGAGCUCUUAUACUGAUUUUACUUGUCGUAUCAAUAAAAUAAAAGGUAAUGAGCGGAUUACUGUGUCAAGUAUUAAACUUCCUCUAUUUUAAUGUAAGUUUUUUCUCUAUGAUCACUAAGCUUAUCUGCCUAACUAUUGAAACUUUAAGCAUGAAUCCCUUUAGAUCGAUUCCGCGGUCUACUGAUUCUUGCAUAAUUUAUUUGAGAUUCGAUCUCGCUUUGUACUAUAGUAAUUAACUGUCGGGUCAUCAAUUUUCGUUUCAUUCUGUCCGUAAACUUACUACAAGUUAACUGUGAACUAAAUGUUACAGAUCAGAAAGUUCUUAAUAUCCCAUAUUCCUUCAAUAUUCAAAUUAUUCACUUAAGUAAACAUUUGUUACUGUACAAACAAGCUAUUUACACUACAUUUAUGCCUUUUACAUUCUCUCCUCAUACUUUUAUCAUAUGAAAUAUUCUUGCCCUUUAGUUUCCAACAGUACUGGAAUCUAACGCAGCUUCAAUGACCAAUAGUUUGUUAACAAUGGUCAAUCUAUAAAUACAAUUUUUACUAGGAAGAAAUUAAGUAUAUAUUGGUGUUAAACAUGGUUUUCAUUCAUUAGACUUUGAUAUCCAACUGUAUUAAUUCUAUGUAGUAACUGUUCAGUUUGUCAAUUUCAUCAUUGAUUAAAGUCUGUAUGUAAUGGAAUGAAUUCAUAUUUGUACUAAUCUAGGAUUUCCUAUCGAUGAUAGCUCUAGAGAAGCUUGGACUUUUGUUUCUAGUUAGUGGGCAAGGAAAACGAGAGUAGGAUACAGUCUCGUUCACUAAUAGUGAAAUCGGAGUUAAAAAUUAUUCUCUAAGCGCACAGACGUAUCGUAGUGAUUUGUUGCAGGAACCUGUUAUACUUUUUGCGUUAUUAGUUGUUAGAGUAUCAUGUUGCUUACUAUUGCCGAACUAAAUUGGACAUCUC
Schistosoma margrebowiei is the source of this 3018-nucleotide messenger RNA. Lineage: Eukaryota; Metazoa; Platyhelminthes; Trematoda; Strigeidida; Schistosomatidae. The record is from the annotation of a GenBank genome assembly.